Molecule: messenger RNA, 3231 nt
Organism: Paramisgurnus dabryanus
Lineage: Eukaryota; Metazoa; Chordata; Actinopteri; Cypriniformes; Cobitidae
Gene: vps9d1
Product: VPS9 domain containing 1
Biological process (GO): vesicle-mediated transport
Cellular component (GO): cytosol; endocytic vesicle
Molecular function (GO): guanyl-nucleotide exchange factor activity; small GTPase binding
Source: RefSeq, a predicted model, not a curated record
CCCUCAUUGUUUUGGAAGGAUGGCCGCCUCUCAGAGUGACAGUUUUCAGAGACCACUGCAAAAUGCUAUGAGACUUGUCAAAGUGGCCAUUCAGCUGGAUACCGGCAACAAACACAAGGAGGCAUACUGUGAAUACUUGAGAAGUAUUAACUACAUCUCGCAUGCUUUGCUCGAGGAUGCAGAAAUCAAACAGGAGAGUGAGAUGGUGUCAGUGGAAGUGGAGAAGAUGGUUAAACUGGCAGAGCAAUGUUUAGAAAGAGUCAAAUCAUGCUUAGAUAGAAGGGAUGAAUUGUCAGCACCAGCAUCCUACUCCACACCAAACCCACUGUCAUCUCUCAAAAAGACCACCGGUCCAGCCAUUAAUGUCAAAAAUGAUUCACAAAUGACAGAAGCAGUAAAUGAGGCAGCAGUGGUUUCUGAGACUCAAAGUAAACAGCAGGCCAACCUUCAACCCACCAGACACCGUAGGGUCCUUUCAGAGGGAGAGAUGGGCUCCCCCUUUCUGCCCCCUGAAGUCUUCCAGAAGUUUCAGAUGGUGGUUUCACAAGACAACAGAAAGGAAUUAACACCUAUUGAGGAGGCAUCCCGUUUAAAUCAGAAACUUAAGGCUAACUAUGAAGCACGGCUGGCAAGACUUACUCCUGGUCAGGCCACUCAAAAGACCUCAUUGACCCUCUCACUCCAAAGACAGAUGAUGGAGAAUCUGAUCAUUGCCAAAGCCAGACAAGAUGCUCUUCAAAGAAAAAUGGAGGAGAGGAGACUUCGCCUUCAGGAAGAAGCAAACAGGCGAUUUGCAAACUGUAACAUAAUGACGCCCGAGGAAGAAGAGCAGAGAGUUUUAUAUGCAAGUGUGCUUGAAUACGAGCAGGAUAAUGAAUGGCCCAAAGUUUGGAAAGCUAGAUUGAAAAAGAGCCCGAAUGAUCCAACACUUGUUUCAGGUCUUAUCAGCUGUCUUCUUGGCUGCCCAGAUCACCCAGUCAUGCAACUACUGAAAAAACUUCAAUACAGCGUGUAUAACCGACUGUACCCCAUUGUGAAUCAGCGUGUUCCUCUAAGCCCAAUGCCUGGUCGCUCACUACAUUUAAAACCUUCACAAAGUGCCCAGAGCUUGCUUCUCUCCGACAGAUCGUUGUCCCCACAGCAGCAACCGAGCCCACUUAAAUCUGCUCUAACACACAGCUUAUCCGACGCCUCCAUCUCCCUUUCCCCGUCCCAUGAUCUCAACGCAAAUGACACGAAGUCAGAGACGGAGCUUGAGUACAACCCAUCUCAAGUUCCCACGGAUCGGGAAAACUCUUUUGAGGAUCUGGAGCAGUUUCUUACUCAGCUGGACUGGGUUCCUUCUCACAGCUGUGAUGACAUGGACCCUGAUGUGACCUUUGACUCGCAGCUGGACAUAGAGUCUCAUGUUCAAGAUCUUGAGGAGCGUGCUCUGAAAGAACAUCUAAAAUCCAUAGUCAAGGAUAUCCACAAUGCCAUUGAUCGCCUGUUGUCUUUAUGUCUUCUUUCAUUUGAAUGUCUCAACACUGCAACUUCAAAGGACCAUUGUGUGGCGAGUAUAGAGGAAGUCUUCUUCACCCCCAUUUGGCACCCUCUGUUUGCACUUUUCAGACAAGUGCAUAGGGAACGGGAGAUGACUGUUGAGAGCAGCAUGCGUCUUCAUCGCAAUGUUUCACCUGGUGAUGUUGGUAUAGCAUCCAAAUUGUUCCCCAGAGAUCCAGCUGUGCUGCCUGGCUCCUACCCAUAUGAAACGGCUGUGCAUGAGUUGAAACUUGUAUGUAGAGACUGUUGUCCUCAGAAAAAACUGGAAUGUAUAGUUCGCACCUUACGAAUUAUCUGCGCCUGUGCAGAAGAGUAUCACCUACUUCAAGAAAGUGACCUUGCACAUAGAUCGGCAGCAAUAGGUGCUGAUGACCUGCUGCCCAUCCUGGCGUUUGUGGCUUUAAAGAGCGAAAUGCCUCAGCUGGUGUCUGAAUGUGCUGCGCUGGAGGAGUUUAUUCAUGAGGGGUAUCUGAUCGGAGAAGAGGGUUACUGCUUGACUUCAAUGCAGAGUGCGCUGACUUAUGUGGAGUCACUGCUUUUGGGUGGAGCCCCACCGCCGGCUACCAAACCUACGUGAGGCAGGUGUCCAGCCAGCGGUAAGGUCUUAUCUUGUUUUGACGGUGCUCAGGAGAUGCUGACCACAGAGAUCUCCUCUGCACAGCCUGUUUAAUCCCAAGUAAAAUCUUCUUCGGAUGCUGCUCUCGCGCUCGGGAAGCCGAAGGUCGCACGCGUUUCAAUGCAUUACGGGCACCACCGUGCGAAUUCAUGAGAAUGUGAUUAGAAAUGAGAUCUGUGUGACAAAAUCUCAUUUAUUUGUAAUGAAAUGAGGCAGAUGUUAUAAAGGGACUUUGCUUUGUUAUUCGAAAUGAAUUCCAGUAUCCUGCUUUUUAUAUACCAGUCUUGGUGAUUUUUAUAUUUGUCCGAGCAUUUCAUAUAGUGAAUUUUAUGAAUUAAGGAGCACUAAAGCACUACUGGCAUUUGGCAUUCUGUAACCUAUUUAUGACAAGAACCAUAAGCAAAUUGCCAUUGAUGUUGUUUUAGCUCAGAAUUUUAGCUUUUGGAGGAAAAGUUGCGCUUGUUAGUCCAAAAUUAUUGAAAUAUUGCCUUUUUUUGUAGCCUGAGCUGUGCAAUUCUCUUGCAAGUCAAUAUACCACUAUACAUAUAUGCAUCAUGUUCGUGUAUGAUUCUUGUUCAGCAACAGUAAUAGAUUUUAGAAUUUUAAAAUGUUUAAAUGCCUUUUCACUCUGAAAGGAGUCUGAAAUCAAUGUGAAAAAAAUAUCCAAAAAACUAAUGCUGCUGUACCAUCUAUCAGUCUCCUCGUGCUGUGAGGGGAUUUAGUAUAAAAUCCACAAUCUCUGAUUUCAGGGGAUUUGGUAUAAGAUCUGUAAUGUUUGUGUACAAAUUUAUUAAUAUAUCUCUAAAUAAAUAUAUAUUUAUAUGUUGUGUUUUAAUGCAGAUCGUUUUAGAUACUGCUGUUGCCAUAUGUUUUGUUGUGGGAAUAUUAAUAGCUUGAAUGUUAACAAAAUCGUCUCUUGUGCUUGAGAGACGGCGACCAUGUAUUUUUACUAAACCUUCCCAGGGUUCUUUGUCUCGGAUCACAUCAAUUCUCAAGAGAUGAAGAAUGCACGUGGGCAUGGUUUAGAAGUGCAUGGCAUGUAAUUAUGAAACAAUAAAGACUCUUUAACCCUU